CCGCCCCAUUCAUGCUAAGUACUGAAAUUGAUGAUGGUGUAGGUUGAAAUGGAGCUUAGUUAGUUUCUUGGAAUAAUGCAAAUGUAACAAGAACACGAUUACUGCAGAACCAGUGAUAAGGAAGAAGAACAAGAUUCAUGAAGGAGAGAGGAGAUACAAUAUUUGAAAAAUACAGACUGGGAACACUUUUCGUGUCAUCUGGAAACAUUACAUCGUGAAUGGCGUUGACAAGGCCCUUUACUGGAUGGGAUAGGACAUUUAACAUUUUUGUCUGGUGGAUUGCCAUUGUACAUGUUGCAAGGCGGACUGUUUGUGGGGGUGGCUAUGACUUUGUUGGGCCCUGCAGUGGAAGAGACUGUUCAGUUUGCCAGUGCUUCCCAGAACAAGGAAUGCGGGGGGAACAAGGUGAGCUUGGCCCUCGGGGUCCCAUUGGGCCCCCAGGAUUCCCAGGCCCUCCAGGCGAGCAGGGGGAGCCAGGACCGAGGGGUCAACCUGGUCCUGCAGGGCAAGCUGGGGAGAAAGGGGAAAAGGCCUUUGCUGGUCCUCCAGGAUUUCCUGGGGCGGAUGGUGUUCCUGGCUUUCCUGGUUCUGUUGGCUCAAGGGGUCUUCCAGGUUUAGAUGGCUGUAACGGAUCAAGGGGUGACCCAGGUUUCCCAGGAAAUUAUGGAUUUCCUGGACCAACUGGCAGAAUGGGUUUUCCAGGCCAAAAGGGCCAAAAGGGAGAUCCUGUCGAACUGUUUCAAGAGGCCCCACCUGGAGAAAGGGGCAUUCCCGGGAAACUUGGAUGUCCUGGAGCAGAAGGUAUUCCUGGUCCUAGUGGACCAGUAGGGCGAAGCGGUCCUGGUGGCACAAAGGGGGCUCCUGGUAGAGCUGGGUUGCGGGGUCCUCCGGGAGUACCAGGGGGACCUCUACCAGGUUUUGAAGGCGACCCAGGAGAGCAAGGCCCACCUGGGCCCCCUGGACCUUUUGAAUUAGUUGAGCCUCCAGAAGAUUUGUAUCAUAAAGGUGAAAAGGGAAAUAGAGGAAGGCCAGGAUAUCCAGGACUUAAUGGGCUACAAGGCUUGCCUGCUUUUGGAGAAAAGGGUGAAAAAGGAAUAGUAGGAUUUCCUGGGAGUCGGGGUGAACCUGGAUUUCCUGGUCGACCUGGUUUUCUUCAAGGAGUCAAGGGAGAAAAAGGAUCUCUCGGCCUUCCUGGGCUGAAUGGAAACCACGGACAAAGGGGGCAGAAAGGUGACCCAGGCCCUAAAGGCCCAGUGACUUACACAGAUCCUCGUAGGCCAGGCAGUAUUGGAGACCCAGGUCCUUAUGGUCCCCCUGGCCCUGAUGGAGACGCUGGCCGACGUGGCCCUGGGGGUUUGCCAGGUCCCCCGGGUAUGACAAGUAUUGCAGAAUGUGACAAAGUCCCAGGUCCCCCUGGACCACCUGGAUUCCCAGGAAUUAAAGGAGAGAAGGGGAAUGCUGGGAGAGAUGGGCAACCAACAUCUCCACAGCCAGGUGCCCCAGGAAAGCCAGGCAGAGCAGGAGAGCCAGGGGAACCUGGUCCACCUGGGCUCCCAGGAUUCUUUUGUACCACGGGCCCCAAAGGAGCUCCAGGACGUAUAGGACAGCUGGGUCAGCCAGGUCCCACAGGACUUAAAGGCUGCAAAGGAGAGUCAGGAUAUUGUGCCUGCGGACCUCCUCAGCCUAUGAUGGGUCCCCCUGGUCCUCCAGGGUCUCCUGGACAGAAAGGACCAUUGGGGCUUCCAGGGAUUGAUGGGAAUAGGGGGGAUUAUGGCUUUCCUGGGGAAAUGGGCCACCAAGGACCAGGCGGAAUGGUUGGGGAUCCCGGGAGAAGAGGCCAUAAGGGGGAAAAAGGAGCGAUGUCCAUAAUGAAUAUUAAAGGUCAUAAAGGACAGCGUGGUAAACCUGGAGUUGAUGGAGCUUAUGGUUUUUCUGGAAGACCUGGCCUGGAUGGUAACCCUGGUAACCCUGGUGAGCCUGGACCAAUUGGUGACAGUUCCUCUGGUUUCCCAGGACACAAGGGGAAUCCUGGCUUAUUUGGCUCUAAAGGACUCCGAGGGCAAAUGGGCCCACCCGGUCCCGGGAUUGAAGGCCCUACCGGAAUGCGAGGGCCCCCUGGAGAUCCAGGGUCUCCAGGAAGACGUGGUCUGGAUGGUAACAAGGGGCAACCGGGUGACACCUUGCCCUCAGCCUGUCCACCUAGCAGUGUGGGCCCACCUGGCCUGAAAGGGUUGCCUGGUUUCCCAGGAGACCCGGGAGAUCCCGGAAUGCCUGGCUUUCGUGGUUUAACCGGCGUUGAUGGGCGUAAAGGACAAAAAGGAGAACCUGGGUUAUCAGGGCUCACCGGAUCUCAGGGUGCUCCAGGGCCACUAGGAGAUCCUGGGGACCCAGGUAUUAGUGGACUUAGUAUAAAAGGCGUAGAUGGUUCACCAGGCCUUCCGGGUAGACCCGGCCUGAAAGGUCCUGCAGGAGAGCCCAGUACUGGCAGUCCAGGACCCCCAGGGGAGAGAGGUUUCACAGGACUCCCAGGAUUCAAAGGAAGGCCUGGAACCUCUGGCACCACAGGGAAACAAGGAGGUUUUGGGACCCCUGGAUUCCCUGGUUUAAAGGGAUUCCCGGGAGAUCAUGGUUUUCCUGGCCAGCCAGGAUAUCCAGGCCAACCACCCUAUGAGUGUGAGGCAGGGUCAUCUGGGCCACCUGGCUCAGGAGGUACCGAAGGCUGUACAGGACCACCAGGUACUGAAGGCCCUAAGGGAGAGAAAGGAGAUCCAGGGCCACCAGGUAGCAGUGCAAUGAAAGGAUUUCCAGGGAAUCCCGGUAUUCCUGGGCUCCUAGGUAUCCCUGGCAGACCAGGCUCCCCAGGACAAACAGGAGACCCAGGACAAGAUGCAUUACAAGGACAAACGGGUGCUCCGGGGCCCCGUGGAAUUGAAGGCUUCCCAGGACUUCGUGGACAACCCGGGCUCACAGGUUUAAAUGGGGGGAAAGGGGAGAAAGGUUUUGAUGGCAGACCGGGACCCAAUGGACAAAAUGGCGAAAAAGGACAAAGGGGUGACCGUGGUUUACAAGGACCAAUGGGUAGAAUGAUAAUUGUAGAGAUGAAAGGGCUCCAAGGUUAUCCAGGAUCUCCAGGUGUUAAUGGAUUCAAAGGGCAAAGAGGGGCCAAGGGUCAGUCUGGAUCUGCGGGACAGCGGGGCUCUUAUGGCAAACCUGGCCCGCCUGGCUAUCACAGGGGCCCCCCGGGGCCCCCGGGAGGACGGGGCCAGCCAGGGCUAGUGGGCAUCCCUGGAACCGCUGGAUUGGUAGGGAUCCAUGGAUUUCCAGGGCUGUUUGGUGACAGAGGGGAUCCAGGCUACGCAGGGCCUGUGGGUAAACCUGGGAUCCCUGGUGCUGGAGGGAUUAAAGGUGAGACAGGAGAAACAGUCACUUCACCAGGCUUACCUGGACUGAAGGGCCCCCCAGGCGACAGAGGGUUUUCAGGAAACCCAGGACCAUCAGGUGAUCCAGGACCUCUGGGUGCUUGUGGAAUUAAUGGGAAACCAGGUCCCCCUGGCUCCCCUGGUGACUCAGGGGCACCAGGGCCCCCAGGGCCAAUGGGUUUUCAGGGUCCACUGGGAAAACAAGGGUGUGAGGGCAGCCGUGGACCUCCCGGUGCCCCUGGACAUCCAGGAGAUCCUGGUGUCCAAGGACUUAAAGGACCACCUGGGCUCCUUGGCCUGCAUGGCCUUGAUGGACUGGUGGGUCAAAAAGGAAAGGAAGGUGCUCCAGGAAGAAAUGAUCCAGGCCCACCUGGAGAGACAGGGGUGCCUGGUUGUAGGGGGGAUCCUGGUGACCAUGGACCCCCGGGAACCUCUCUGCCAGGUCCCAAAGGGUCAAAGGGACCAAUUGGAUAUCCAGUUAAAUGUAAAAAAAAAAUGCUUUGUAUUAAUGUGUCAUUGCUUUUUGUUCCCUUUUGGUUUGCUUGCCUGUAUUUGUCAUUUCAAAUGAAAUCAUUCUGCCUCAUCAUUUUUGACAUCUUCUUGCACUUUAUGACAUCACCAGGCUGCACAGGUGCUCCAGGGCCACCUGGUCCUCCCGGUCCAGAAGUGGUGCCGUAUGCUGGACCACCUGGUGACAUGGGCUCCCCAGGGUUUGAUGGACUGCCAGGUGCAAAGGGAGAGCCAGGUUCUCCUGGUUCAAUAAUGAUGUUCAAAGGGGACCCAGGGGAUGAUGGUAGUCCAGGUCAACAAGGUGACCCUGGCGAUUCAGGAUUGCCAGGUCUUGUAGGAUUUCCAGGGAGAAAUGGAUUGCCGGGGUACAAAGGUGAACAAGGAGACUAUGGCCCAAUAGGACCCCCUGGAUCUCCUGGACCUCUUGGGGUCUGUGGGGACCCUGGUUCACAAGGAGACCCUGGAGAAUGUGGGGAUCAAGGCCCUCCAGGUCCCCCUGGUGACGUGCUUCCUCCACCAGAUGUCCCGUCAAUACCAGGACCUUCAGGACCCCCCGGACCACCUGGACCUUUUGGUCCACCUGGCCGCCCGGGUAUCAGAGGCAGGCCCGGACCCAAAGGAAGUAGGGGUGAGUGUGGCAUGCCUGGUGAACAAGGACAAAACAGCCCCCCUGGGCCACCGGGGCCACCAGGAGACCCAGGGCUCCAGGGAGAGGAAGGUUUGAGUGGUCCUCAAGGUCCUCCUGGUCCACUUGGGAAUCCAGGACCACCAGGCACAUGUGGGAAAUAUAGCCCUGGGCUCCUGCUGGUUAUGCACAGCCAGUCAACAGCUGUCCCUGUCUGUCCACAGGACAUGACACAACUCUGGUCUGGGUACAGUUUAUUGUAUUUUGAAGGGCAGGAAAAAGCCCAUAACCAAGAUCUUGGUUUGGCUGGCUCUUGCCUACCCAUGUUUAGCACAAUGCCGUUUACUUAUUGCAAUUUGGAUGGAGUCUGUCACUAUGCCAGUCGAAAUGAUAAAUCCUAUUGGCUGUCAACCACUGCCGCCAUUCCCAUGAUGCCAGUGUCUGAAGAGCAGAUCCGUCCCUAUAUAAGCAGAUGUGCUGUGUGCGAGGCCCCCUCUCUAGCUGUAGCAGUUCACAGCCAGGACCAGUCCAUUCCUCAGUGUCCACAAGGGUGGAGAAGUCUUUGGAUUGGCUACUCCUUUUUAAUGCACACUGCUUCGGGAGAUGAGGGAGGAGGGCAGUCCCUGGUGUCACCGGGAAGCUGCCUCGAGGACUUCAGGUCCGCUCCGUUCAUCGAGUGCCACGGAGCACGAGGCACCUGCCAUUACCAUUCUAACAAGUACAGCUUCUGGCUCACAGUAAUCAAACUAGAGGGGCAGUUUCAAAACCCUCAGUCAGAAACGCUCAAGGAAGAACAUCAGAAAAGAUGGCGAGUCAGCAGAUGUCAAGUGUGUAUGAAGGUCUGAAAGCCAAAGUGGUCAUUUCUAAGCAAGAUUUCAAAUGGUGCCUCAUUAUGAAGAGUAACUCUGAGCACAGAACAAGAUUUAGGUGUUACUUGGAUAACAUUCCUGUGAUUGAAAUAUAAUGAAGAAAUAUGGAGAAAUUGGCUUUGUGCUGUUAUUUAUCUUUCCACAGGAGUUUAAUCAAAUUGGUAAGUGCGGUGUUCCUCUGAUGUUAGAGGAUUCUAUUAAAGUUUUCAAACGACCAUCAGAAUUAAAGUAGCUAUAUUGUUUUUAGUUUUUUAAAAUACAUUUAAAAUCAUACAAUGCUCCCCCUUUAUAAAGCUAUAGUUGGGAGCCGUAGUUACAAUGCUGUGCUGUUUAUCUUCCACCUUAUAAUAAGGAAAGUACCUUGUAACUGGUCUGCGGUGUAAUAGGUAGUCUUAUAAAGGGGAUGCACUAUAAAUGUUAAUGGUAAAAGAUACUGCAUAGCUUCAGACUCCGCAAAGUCAUUUUGUUGGUUUAUUUUUUUAAUUAAGAAAAGAAAUAACAACUUUUGGUCCUUUGGAAUCGGGCUGGGUUGGCAGCACUGGAAGCUGUUUAUCCAUUGAGUAGUGAUAGUUCAUGCAGUGCCAAUGUGAGCUUCACCACAUUGGGCCUUAAGCAUGACUCAAGCAGUUCAGUAUCUGUGCCUGUUCAAUCAUUGGCAGUUUUUUUUUUUUUUUUUUUAACAAACUGUAAAGGUAUCUUGUGCCAUGAUUUUAAGAUUGAUUGAGGGCAACAAACGAACUGUAUUUCAGUAGAUUCAAAACCAGACCUCCAGAAAUCAGUUUUCUUACUUCUCUUCAGCACUAGCAAUGUUAUCACUGCCCCUCUUCUGCUGAAGAUCUUUUGAUUUGUAUUUUAUAAUGCAGUUUAGGAUAUGCAGAGAUUUCAAAGACAACGCUACUGCUUCCAGGUACUUAAUCAAGUUCUGUUGUUGAAACUCACCUUAGUGGUCGAGCUGCACUCAGUCCAUGUGACCUACAGAAUAGGAUGCAGUAGUUUUUAAUAUUUAAAUAUUUGCAUAUCCUGAACUGAUUUUUUUUUUAAAAAAGCAAAGAAUCAAAGGUGAUCAGAAAAAGAAAAUGGAUUUCAAUGUGUUUGUACCCCUUUACACAGCUGUGUUACAUAGCCCAAAAUUGUCUUUUGAUGUACUACAGUUCUCUGGGAUUCUGUUUAAACUGUUUUGGAACAAACUGUAACCGAGCACUCACACAACAGCUCCAGACAGCAAAGGCUAGUGCAUUGCAGUCCCAUGGUUGAAAUUGAUUUACCUCAUAGAUUCAUAAAAGUACCAACAGCAUAUAAUACAAAGGAAUUUAACUUUUCUGUAGUUAAUCACUGUUACAUUUUAAAAUUAAUACACUUCUGUAGUGUAACUUUUUAAAAACAAUUUAACACUUUUAACAACACUGUAAACUAUGUACUAAGCCAUACCCUCAUUGCAUCUACUGUAUUAUCUGAUUUUUGUAACAUUAAUAUAUAUUUUAUAAUAAAAAGUUAUAUUUACAUGUA
Messenger RNA from Acipenser ruthenus (sterlet), 6929 nucleotides. RefSeq names its product collagen, type IV, alpha 4 (gene col4a4). Gene Ontology annotation, molecular function: extracellular matrix structural constituent. The coding region runs from base 219 to 5399 and encodes 1726 amino acids. Lineage: Eukaryota; Metazoa; Chordata; Actinopteri; Acipenseriformes; Acipenseridae. The record is from RefSeq and is a predicted model, not a curated record. The transcript has 49 exons. Gene Ontology annotation, cellular component: collagen trimer.